UGCAGUACAAGUUUAUGUCUCGAUCCGCCACCUAGUGGCAAAGCCGCGACCGCCGUGGUGUUAUUCUGAGGAACAAACUCCAAGCGGAACCAACGACAGCGCAAAUGUUUCUCCUUGUUUAAGCGGAACGCGAGUGCUGACGGACCCGGAAGUCAUUGUGCCGGUCGAUUCGGUUUGAAGGAGAUUUGACUGAUAUGUGGUCGAAUGCUAAAUUAUGCGAUUUUUAUUUUGAUUGCCAGUUCCUCCUAAAUGAAGGAGCUUUACUCCGAACAACACAACAAGGCAUGUUUUAAUUUGACAUGGCGAUGAGGCCAUUUUCUCUGCAGAAACGAUGUCAUUUUAUCAUGAAGGCCAGCAGGUUUCUCUUACAAAUCCAUCACACUGGAUGCAUCUCGUCCACGGUUAUCCCUGGAGUUAAUCGACUGGACACACAGCUCUGCUAUGGUCAUGUGCCAAGGUGGUUGCAUUGCAGUUCAGCGUUUUGCAAGAGCAAGUCGGACAGUACAGAUCUUCAGGAAAUAAUAGAGCAUGAGAUUGAGAAAAAGACCAAAUCCUUGGUCACACACGAUGAGCUCUUUGAGCGAGCAGCCAGAGAUGCAAAGAGCAAAGCCAAUUUCAACCGAGUUCUGGACACCUUCAAUAAGAAGGACAUCCGCCGGCGUGGGCAUGUAGAGUUCAUUUAUGCUGCUCUGAAGAAAAUGCCUGAAUUCGGGGUGGAGCGAGACAUCACAGUCUACAACAAACUCUUGGAUGUGUUUCCCAAAGAGGUCUUUGUGCCGCGGAACUUUAUUCAGAGGAUGUUCAAUCACUACCCCAGACAACAGGAGUGUGGUGUGCAGGUGCUGGAGCAGAUGGAAAAUUAUGGAAUUAUGCCUAACAUGGAAACUAAAGUCCUCCUGGUUCAGAUCUUUGGAGAGAAGAGCCACCCAAUGAGGAAGUACCAACGUAUCAUGUACUGGUUUCCCAAAUUCAAGAAUCUGAAUCCAUUCCCAGUGCCUCAUGAGCUCCCACAAGACCCAGUGGACCUUUCCCGCUUCAGCCUCACCCGCAUCGCUAAUGACCUGGACGCUAAAAUUACAGUUUAUCAGCUUCCCUCAACACACAUCACAGAGGCAGGAGAGGAGAUCUCACACCCACAUAUUGUUGGCAUCCAGAGUCCAGAGCAGCGCACCCUGCUUGCCAAGCAUAACCCAAGCAGACCUGUGUUUGUGGAAGGCCCCUUUCCUCUGUGGCUCAGGAAGACCUGUGUACAUUAUUAUCUGCUCAGAGCUGACCCUAUCCCCCCUGAGGAACAGAUAGAGGAGGAGCUCGAACCUGAAUUGAUUGGUCCAGAGCAGAGCUUGUUCUAUCCCCAGUGUAUUGACCUUGACCUUAAGAGAGACUUGGGAGAUGAUGAUAGCUUCGAUGUGGACGAUGUGGUGGAAGGGGCAGUCUAUGCCAUGUGCAUGACCGGACAGGGUGAUCAGGCUACACUAGCACAGUGGAUCAGUGGGCUGCAGGAGAACAACCCAAUCUUAGGGCAGGUUCCCACUGUGUUUCGCCUGGAUUCUGGAUUCAGAGAACUGCAGAAAGUCGAAGAUAUUCACCAUGAUUCUGAACAAAAUCAACACUCGGGAGCUGAAGAGGAGCACAUCAUAGAGGAAGAAGUAUUGCACUCACAGGGUAUGAAGCGGUGACUGGGCAGCAGUCAAUGGAGUGUGUGUUCUUGGAACUUAUCCAAGGGCUAGACAAAGGUCUUGGGCUCUGGUUUGUCCCCUGGUUUGUCCCUUGAGUAGCCAAAUGCUGAUAACCUUAUUUGUUAACUAAAUUAAGAUUAUUUGGUUACAAGACGAUGCUUUAUGUUCGCUCUCAAUUCAGAUACGACUGUUUUUUCUUCCUUCUUUCAGUUCACAUUGAGCUGGGCAGCUUUGACUAAGAUGGACUGUAACAUAUAAAAGUAUAUUUAAUUGAGACUGGUGUUAAGGCAAUUUCAUGAGAAAGGUGCCCUGUUGACGGCACUUUUAACCCAAAACAGUCUAUCUUCUCGGCAGAUUUGAAACGGACUGAUCAUAUUGCCUGUAAUUGCAUAGUAUUGGUUGUGUGAGUUUGCUAAAAGCUAUCAGUGCGAGAACAUUGAACAAGAGAUUUCUGAAGAAUUUACAUUUGUCUUCAUAAGUUCAGCAGCUCUAGGAAUGGUUUCCAGUCUUAGUUUCAUAUGAUGCAAAAGGAAAUGAAAGUCAACUGUGCUGUAUUAGUUUUGAUUAAGUAUGAUUAGCAACAGAUGUGUGGCAGUGAGUGUAUAAAUAUCAUUUCAAAGCUGUAUUACUGAAACCAGUUAUUAAAAGCAGAUUACUGUUCCAAUACAA
This is a messenger RNA of Ictalurus punctatus (channel catfish), 2345 nucleotides long. RefSeq names its product ECSIT signaling integrator (gene ecsit). The coding region runs from base 300 to 1676 and encodes 458 amino acids. The record is from RefSeq and is a predicted model, not a curated record. The transcript is spliced from 8 exons. Lineage: Eukaryota; Metazoa; Chordata; Actinopteri; Siluriformes; Ictaluridae. Gene Ontology annotation, cellular component: mitochondrion.